AUGAAAGGUCUUACCAAUGCCAAUACUGCAGUCGUGGAUUCAAUCGACGAGACGCACUCCUUCGUCAUUGGAGAACGUGUGACAGACGACUCAGAUCAGGUUUACCGCCUCCAUCCCUGGACCAGAAGAAGCGAGGGAGACCGCAAAAUGCUUGCUUGCGCGGAGCAGAAUCGCGCUUGCACUUAUAUCCAAACACCAAGGAGGAAUGACUUGACAUCCUCACUGCAGGGGGCAGAAGACCAGAAAACGUACGAGCUCCUAUCAGGACAGGACCUGCAGGUAGAUGGUUCAUUCUUCCUAUCGCAACAAGACUGGAUUCCUGACUCGACGACGGUUACUUCAUUUUAUCCCGUCCUACUUAUGCAGUCUCAACCUGGUUCCAAGUCAAAUGUAAAUUCCAGUCUGAGAUCACAAUCUGGCUCAUAUCCACCACAAGAUGAAUGGCCUGUCUCCCAUGAUAGCCCAUCGCUGUCGCUUGUGACACCUAAGCCGACCUUUCCUCGUAUGCGUCUCCGCUUUCUUGCUAGACUUACUUCCUCCCAUGGUCUGGCCAAUUCAUUCAACUGCGACAAUAUCUUCGCCAGGGCAAAGACUCAUUCUGGUCUCCUACAAUAUGGUAGCCAGCCCUCUCUCGAAUCAGUAGCCAUUGCUGGAACCCCGGUCGCAUCGCCUUUGGUACCUAUAGGCCAACAGACACAGCCCCAACACCAGCAAAGGCUGGCAGGACAAUACUCAUUGGCAAACAUAUGUGGACAGAUUGUCACAGGUGCCUUUGAAGCAUCAUCUCAGGUAUCUGAUCUAAACUGGUCCAACUCACGAAAACUGUCCUGUUCAAGAUUCUUUUCUCCAAGAAAUGUUGAGCUGUUCUUGACUUUGUUCUUUCAAGCCUGGCAUCCAAACUGGCCCGUCUUCCAUAGACCUACAUUUGACCCCACUGCAAAGUCUCCCAAGUUGAUAGCGGCUCUGUCACUGAUCGGUGCCUCUUUGAGUCCCGACAGAAAGUACCAUGAUCAAGCAAUGAUGUGGCUCGAGACAGUCGAGAACUGGAUCUUCCAGGACCCGGAUUUCAGCGAAGACAGUAUUGCUCAAACAGACGAUGACAGCCAGGAUUCUCAGGUUCGUCAGCGCCUUGACAUAUUGCAGGCGGCUUAUGGUAUCCUUCUGCUCAUGAAUUGGGAGGGUGACACAAAAAUGAGACUCAGAGCACGAAGGACGCGGUUUCCUGACAUCGUCUUCGUUUCCCGCACCCUGUAUCCCUUCGCGAUGGUUGGAACAAGCGAGAAAGAAUCCCUUGCUUCACGCAACCUCCAUGACCACUGGACAGCGUUUGGAUUGCGAGAGGAGUUAAUCCGUACCCUCUUAUAUACCUUCCUUCUUGACUCUGCAUUCGUGAUAUUCUACGAUAUGAGUCCCCGGAUGGUAAUCAAUGAAUUGCAAUUUGGCCUCGCGGCUCAGGAUGAGCAUUUUAAUGCUCCAGAUGCCGAGACAUGGUUCAUGUGCACCCAAGCUGCUGCACAGAGAUCACUGGCGUUCAGCGAGGUCACGUUGGCUCAGUCUAUUACCAUGAUUAUGGGUGAGGGCGUUGGUACCAGUGGAUGGGAAGUCUUCGAGACGACAAGUCCAUUGAAUCUGUUUGCUAUUGCGAGUGAAUGGACCAGACCCAAGGUCAAGAUCCUUGCCUAUUAUACGAGGGCUGAGUAA
Messenger RNA from Fusarium fujikuroi IMI 58289, 1701 nucleotides. RefSeq lists its product as uncharacterized. The coding region runs from base 1 to 1701 and encodes 566 amino acids. The transcript is spliced from 4 exons. Gene Ontology annotation, biological process: regulation of transcription by RNA polymerase II; DNA-templated transcription. The record is from RefSeq and is a predicted model, not a curated record. NCBI's taxonomy places the organism in Eukaryota, Fungi, Ascomycota, Sordariomycetes, Hypocreales, Nectriaceae. Gene Ontology annotation, molecular function: DNA-binding transcription factor activity, RNA polymerase II-specific; zinc ion binding; RNA polymerase II cis-regulatory region sequence-specific DNA binding. Gene Ontology annotation, cellular component: chromatin.